This is a messenger RNA of Stegostoma tigrinum, 1379 nucleotides long. RefSeq names its product ankyrin repeat domain 2 (stretch responsive muscle) (gene ankrd2). Gene Ontology annotation, molecular function: RNA polymerase II-specific DNA-binding transcription factor binding. NCBI's taxonomy places the organism in Eukaryota, Metazoa, Chordata, Chondrichthyes, Orectolobiformes, Stegostomatidae. The coding region runs from base 205 to 1113 and encodes 302 amino acids. Gene Ontology annotation, biological process: regulation of transcription by RNA polymerase II. Gene Ontology annotation, cellular component: nucleus. The transcript has 9 exons. The record is from RefSeq and is a predicted model, not a curated record.
CCCAGGACCCGCUUGCUGAUCAGUGUGACUGCCUGGCCAGACCACCCCCUCCCCACACACACCGCCCCUAAUGCCGGCUCUCCAACCAGUCCACAGUUAUAAAACUCUCAGGAGGCACUUUGCCGUUUUGCAGUACACAUGCUCGUUCCCUGCUCUCUUUGAUAGGGCACUUUCAAUUCUCACUGCCUCGACCACACAGAAGAGAUGGAUGUGGAUGAGGAAAUCAGCUCCCUGAUCAACAAGGUGGAAUUAAAGGAGAGUUUGGAGAGAGAACAGCAGAGGCCAAAGUGUGGCAAUGUGGCAAUUAGUGACAUGAAUGCAGUAGAUCUGGAAAAGGAGAAAUACAGGGAGCCAGCUAAAAGCAGCAGAUUCCUGACAGUGAAGGGUGAAGAAAGAGUGAGAAAGACUUCGAGGGACCUACGUCAAGAAAUAAUCGAUAUCGGAGGAAUCGAAAAUUUAAUUCAGCUUCGAAAGAGAAGGAAGAACAAAAAGAAAACUCCCCCUCGAGAACCAGAGAAGGAGCCAGAGGAAAUUACUGGUCCAGUUGAGGUCCCAGUGUUUCUGAGUGCUGCUGUGCAGGGAAAAAUUAAGAUCAUCGAGAAAUACCUGAAGGAUGGAGGCUGUCCAGAUGCAUGUGACGAGUUUAAGCGCACUGCCCUGCACAGAGCUUCUCUAGAAGGUCACACUGACAUUGUAACCGAACUUCUCGAAGCGGGAGCAACUGUGGACUUCAAAGAUAGGCUCGACUGCACUGCUGUUCAUUGGGCCUGCCGAGGAGGGAGACUGGAGGUGCUUAAGAUCCUCCUGGGAAAAGGAGCUACUGUGAACGUCAAUGACAAGCUGCUCAGUACACCUUUGCACGUUGCUACCAGAACAGGACAUGUGGAAUGUGUGGAGCAUCUCAUCACUUGUGGCACUGAUAUCAACAUUAAAGACCGGGAGGGGGACACAGCGUUACAUGAUGCUGUCAGACUCAACCGGUACAAGAUCACAAAGCUGCUCAUUUUGCAAGGGGCUGACUUGAGAGCCAGAAAUGAGCAGGGCAAGACUCCAAUCGACCUGGUACAGCAAUGGCAUCUCGAGACUAAAGAUGCACUGGUCCACGCACACUAGCAGCUAACCAUCACAGUUCAAAACAGGAUGAACCUUCAAGACUGGAAAUAAUUUUUGGAACUGUUGUGCCUACACUUGGGUCAUGUUUUAUCUUCUGCUUUCACAAAUGCUCGUUGGUGGUUUGAUACCACACUAUGAGUUUGGAUUCGAGACAGACUGAUCAAGGAGAAGGCAAAUUCAGGAACUGUCCUCAGGCUUAGAUUUCAAAGUAACACUAUUUAUUAUUCCUUUCACUCAACAUAUUGUUAUACAUGUAAUCAUAGAUA